AUGAUGUCUCUCAGAACCCUGGCGCGCAGCGCGCCCCGCGCCACCGCCCGCCUCAGCCUGUCUGCCCUGCGCCUCCCAGCUGCCGCCUCGCGCACCGCCUCUCUCCUCAGAUCCUCUGCUGCUGCCGCCGCUCCCCUGCGGACAGCACAGAACACAGCAGCGGCCUUCUCCACGACGCCGCUGCGGUGGGCGCCCGCCGGCGAGGUCGACGAGGAGCUGUCCGCCAAGCUCGAGAGCGAGCUGCAGUUUGAGGGCGAGCUCAAGGAGGCCGAGCAGACCCCGGCCAGCGUAAAGGACUUCCUCGACAACAGCCCCUUCAAGCUCCAGGACACUCCUGGCAAAGAGGACGUCAUCCUAACCCGCCAGUUCGGCAACGAGACCAUCACCGUCACCUUCUCUAUCUCCGACCUCUCCAACUUCGAGCCCGACAUGUACAACGAGGACAGCGCUCUCGGCGACGAGGACCUGCCCCCGCACGAGCGCGAGGCCAUCGAGGCCGAAGAGGGCGCCGAGGGCGAGGGUGAGGAAGGCGAGACGCCCAUCCCGUGCCGCCUCAAUGUCGUGGUCGAAAAGGGCGCCGGCAAGGGCUGCCUCAACAUCGAGGCGAUCGCGCAGGACGGCCAGAUCAUGGUCGAGAACUUCUACUACUUCAAGGACCCCAAGAUUGCCCACUCGGCCGACGCCGACGCCGCCCACGCGGCCCAGGACGUCUACCCGGGCCCGCCCUUUGGCAGCCUGGACCAGGACCUCCAGGACCUCAUGGAGCGCUACCUCGAGGAGCGCGGCGUCAACCAGGCCCUCGCCCUCUUCGUGCCCGACUACAUGGACGUCAAGGAGCAGCGCGAGUACCAGGCCUGGCUCAAGGACGUCAAGAGCUUUGUCGACGAGUAA
Microdochium trichocladiopsis is the source of this 891-nucleotide messenger RNA. Its product is annotated as mitochondrial glycoprotein. The transcript has 2 exons. The record is from RefSeq and is a predicted model, not a curated record. Gene Ontology annotation, biological process: cytosolic ribosome assembly. The coding region runs from base 1 to 891 and encodes 296 amino acids. Gene Ontology annotation, cellular component: mitochondrial matrix. Lineage: Eukaryota; Fungi; Ascomycota; Sordariomycetes; Xylariales; Microdochiaceae.